UUUCAUAACCAUUCCCCAUAAAUCACUUACUACAUCACUGUCUACAUUUGCUCUUAUAGGACCACAAAAUUCUCUCCAAUAAUUUCUGUUAGCUUCAUUUAUAAUGUUUCUUUCCUUAGCCUGUACUCUCUUAUAUUAAAAAAAAAUCAUCAAAUACAAAUGUUUUACUUUGGGACUGCUUUCUUAUACUUUCUUGUAUUAUUUCAAAUAUUUUUACCAACUCCACAUAUUUCAUGAUGAAGUUCCUCACUAAGUCUCCAUUUACUUCUACUACAUACAGUAGCUGCUUCAACCCCUAAUUUGCAUAUAAUUGAGAAGAAGUCACUUCCCAUUGGAUUAUUAUUCAAUACUUUCUAAUCACUACAUCUGAAUUGGGCCCCUGAUGAUUUUGGCCGUUUUUUAUUUGUGUUCAUUUCUAAGUUCAGCUGCUUGUACCAUAUAUUGAUUUUUCAUCACUUUUUUCGGUUGAAUGUCACUGGAAACUGCUUAUUUGCCAAGGAUCGUUUUGGUAAAAAGGGUAGCAUGGAAAUUAGCAUACUCUGCUAAUUAGCUUGCUAACCAUGAAAUAAGAGUCAGAUAACUGCGAAGACAUUGUGGUUAAAUCCAGUACUUCCCGAGGUCAUAGAACUCAAUUCCUGGAAUCUGUUGAUUGACCUUGCAGCCCCGAAUGAAUGCAAGGCUGCAAAGCAUUUUUUGAUGCUCUGGCAGUUUGUACCAUCCGAAAGCAGAACAAGUAAAAAGUUUUACCCAAACUUCUUCUCAGAAAAAGCCACCGAGAGCCCGGUGUAAUAUGAAGCUGUGUGGAUUGCUGAUGAGCUGUCUGGUCUCCUUGGUGCUGGCAGAGGACAACGAUAGUGACAGAUGCGACAUAUGUAAAGAGGGUAUCGUGUUAUUACAGGCAACGGGCAAUGACACUGACGUCAAAUCAAGUAUAUCCGGAUUCCGAUGUUUAAUCCACAAUGAAACCCUAUUACGUUGCUCCUGGUUCACAGGCUCGCUUCCUGAAUAUGCACAAUAUUCUGCUUCAUAUAUACAUUGCAGCAAUAACCAGGACCAUCCUUUACAUUGUGUCAUAAAUAGUUCAAAGAAAUUGGUUGAAUGCAGCGCUGAAAUAAAAUGGUUGGAGGUGGUGGAGGAGAAGAAGGAAAUAUGCUUAGAGGAACUAUUUGUCUUGGUCAACAUUACGAUAAAUGACCACUGGUACACCAUCUGCCGAGGAUAUGAGGCAGGAGAUAUCGAAAGUCUUAAUCCACCACAUAAUAUAAGAGCUUCAAAGAAGUCAAAAAACCUGGAGAUACAGUGGUCACGGACAAAAAGCUUUUGUUCUGAUUUGGACAAAUGUUUUAUUUAUGAGGUGAAGACUAAUAAUGAGACUAUACAAUUGGAGAAAGUGUUGGAAUAUAACCAAACAAACAUUGUACCAACAAGGAGCUACACUAUUCAAAUAAGAAACAAACUAGACAGCACCUGUGUCAGUAAUAGUCAAUGGAGUGAUUGGAGUGAUCCUGUGGUACAAGAGGGCAUCACAAAUGUACCUGAUGUUAAUCCAGUUGUGAUUGCAUCCAUUGUUUUUGUGCUUCCUAUGAUUCUAUUGGCUUUCUUGCUGGUCUGCAAGUUCCAGAGGUUAUUCGAGAAGCUGUUCCCUUCCAUCCCAAACCCAUCCAAGAACGUUCAGAUGAUUCUUGAGAACAACUAUUUUAAUCAGGACAUGCCGACUAAACAAUGCGAAGAAGGAGCCGAAAUCCUUGAGGUGACAUAUAGUGAGGAGAAAUGUAAUGACAUUUUUAUUAAUGGGUCGUAAUCUCAAACCGUUCAGACUUUGCACGGCUCUGUACAAAACAGGAUUAGUACAACAGAGUUCGAGGAUGUUGCAUAGAUGAAACUUCUCAGUGGUUUUCGGGUGUAAAAGAGAGGCUAAAACAGAAGUGGUUCAAAAUGAGUAAACAAAAGCAUGAGCUAUCGUUUGUGUCGGCCAACAGUAUUGCUGUCACCGAAAUGCCUCAUUCUCAGUUAUUUCAGCUAAACAUUUGGUGUUAAAACAUUACAUGAACAGGCCUGUGGGUAUUUAGUUGUGUAAAUAUCGUCAUGUUCUCCAGCUCUGUAGUAAUAGCCAUCAGUUUUCAGUCAAAAUGCUUCGGGACGUAUAUUUUAUUUCCACAUAAUGCAGAAAAUGUUAUUACAUUUACAUUGAUACACUUCUGUCAACUGUUUCUCUGCGCUCAUUAUUUUUAGUAACCCAGUGUCUACAUGCACAUCCUUCCUUUAAAGGCAAUAGAGCAUUGCACAUGGGUACUUUCCAUCUUGUUUAUGUGUCCAAAAGCUUUGUAAUAUCGAACACAGUAUACUUAAUAUUUUAUAUCUCUCAUUGAUCACAAUAUAAAACCUUUAGAUACGAGGACAUCGGACGUGUCUGAAACAGGACCGAUUGGUUUUUCUUCUAAAAGUUUUUUUUUUUUUAAUGAUUCAUUUUAAGUUAUUCUUUAAUUCAUAAUGAACUAAGUUCGGAUGAGGGCGUUCACGUCCUCGUUGUGUAUUUUGUUUACCUUUUUGGUAACAUGUAAAUGUUUUGUUUUAUUCAAAUGUAAAUUUUAUUUUUAAAGUUUGUUUUUCUUCCAUGUUUUUCACAUUUUUUUAAAGAUUCAUUUUAAAAUCAAUGAACAAUCUUUAAUGACCCGGAUGUAUAAGAAAAUUCUGGUAGCAUGAAGGGUGGAUUAAAGAUUUGCCUGUAUUGCGUAGUGUACCACUAACAGAUCGCUGUGCUUUAUAUAACGUUUGUGUAGGUGUUGAAAUCGAAUUUAUUGUGCUGCAGUUUAAGAUUAUUUUAAGACUAAUCAAAUAGAUUAUAUUUUUGUAUAACACUUUUUUAAAUUUUUUUUUUGAUUUGUGAAUAUAUGAUUUCCAGGCUUUGUGUGAUGAAACAAAUAUAAACUAUAAGCCUUUAUAAUAUGUAUUUUAAUAUGUAAAAAAAAAAAUGAAAUCUAGAUAUGCAAAAAAUGUAUUCAUUUACUAUUUAUGUCAUAAGUAUGUCAUUAAAAAACAAACAUACAACAUACAAUAAACGAUAUUACAUACAA
Messenger RNA from Tachysurus fulvidraco (yellow catfish), 3074 nucleotides. Its product is annotated as interleukin-13 receptor subunit alpha-1-like. Bases 791 to 1801 code for a protein of 336 amino acids. Gene Ontology annotation, cellular component: external side of plasma membrane. The record is from RefSeq and is a predicted model, not a curated record. Gene Ontology annotation, biological process: cytokine-mediated signaling pathway. The transcript is spliced from 12 exons. Lineage: Eukaryota; Metazoa; Chordata; Actinopteri; Siluriformes; Bagridae. Gene Ontology annotation, molecular function: protein binding; cytokine receptor activity.